Molecule: messenger RNA, 13792 nt
Organism: Motacilla alba alba
Lineage: Eukaryota; Metazoa; Chordata; Aves; Passeriformes; Motacillidae
Gene: GRAMD2B
Product: GRAM domain containing 2B
Exons: 13
Coding region: 11305-12627 (440 amino acids)
Source: RefSeq, a predicted model, not a curated record
UAUCUAUAAUAUUUGAUCUCUGUACAAAACAAAUGUAAACUCUGUUAGAUCAGGGAGUUUAACAAAAUAUUUUCAUGUGUGUUUUGGCCUAAAGGAACUUCAUAAUGUUUAUUAAACUAAUUUUCAAUAUGAGUGCCACCUUAUUCAUAAGAAAUAUUCAAGGAAGUAUAAAACUUGCUAAAUGAAUUCUGCUAAAGGGUUUCCUGAUAGAACAUUUAAAAAAAAAUAGGGGGAAAUCUGUUUUCUUACUUUGGAAGGGUGGACUUGCUGAAUUGCAAAUUCCGUCCAUGGUGGAAUUCACUGCAAUGCAGAGUUCAAGAUAAAUCAUGAACAUUUUAGACAGCACAAAAAAAUGAGGGAAGGCAAUGUCAGAGGGCUACUGGCACUUAGUGCUUAUCCUUCCUCAUCUACUGCACAUGCAAGUAAACACCCACAGUACUUAUGUGAACCCAUCUUGAAUAAAAUUGCUUAAAAAGCUAUUCAAAAUAUCAUUAGACAUUUAUUGGUUCUUAAUCUGCUUGAAAAUUCUUUGCCAAGGGCUGGUCCUUAAUUGUGCAUGGUUGCCAAAACAACCCUGAAGAGCGAUUUGGAACCUCUACAUAGUCUUGGUGUGGCUGAAUUACAUUUCUUUGUGGCUGUACACAAAUUCUCUAUAUGGGGUGACAGAUCUUAUCACUAAUUGGGUGCCUACUAUAAAAGAGUCUGUUGGCCUAAUUUUUCUCUUUUGAAAUAUUAUUAGGGCUUUUUAAUAUUAUAUCUACAUAUCAUCCUUUCUUCCAACUCAAAUGUCAGAGAGAUAAUGUCCAACAGUUUGAACAGAUAAUAGAGAAUCAGAAAUUUUAAGUUUUAAUUAGAGAUUUCAAAGACUUUUAUCUAGAGCUAAUCACUUUGAGCUUGUUUAAAAAAAAUCACAUGACUUUUCAUAUGCCUCUUGAUCUCAUUUUGCAAUUAGGCAUGGGACAUAAGUAACAUACAGAGGUAUUCAGAAGGUGACAACACAAGUUAGUGAUUUUUACCCACUUCCUAAUUUGGACAAUAUAAAUUUUGUCCUCCUUUCUGUGUCCUGUCCAGAACACUGGGCAGACAGAUCUACCUACUUUUUUAUUUACCAUUAAAUAACCAGUACACAAAAAGCUGCCAGAUAUUCUCUGGGGGCAAUGUGACCAGGCCUUAUAAAGAACAGGUCCUUUACCCCAGAUUUCUCAAUAAUCAACCUGCCUGCCAAGUAUUGAGCGGUAGGAGCAGGUCUUCUAGAAAACCAGUGUACUCAGUUGCUGGUUCAGUAAGGAUAAUAUGAUUAUAAAACCCUGCUGUGAAACCAUACCUCUAUCAAUAGCAAAGAUGGAGUAGCAGGCUGCAAAUACUAGACAAUAUUAUAAGGAGGAUGCACAAUAGCACACAAAAGCUAGAUGGAUUAAGCUCUCACCAAACUUGUUUUUCAUGUGUUUGUCACAGUCAUGAUACAUUUAUUGAAAAUGAGUCACGUGAAAAAUCAGGGAAAAUGCUUUUGGAAAAAGUAAAUGCAGGUUCUGCUUUUUUAGGUACUCUUUUCAUACAGUCUUAUUUAUUUGGAGCAUAUUUUCUCUAUAUGAAGAUUCACCCACAGAGAAAAUUUACUAUAUUAAUGAUUCUUCUUGUUCAUUCUAAUUAUUCACGCCUGAGGAGAAAAACUGACUAUAUGCCUAAGUUUCUAUAUACAUCUGUUUUCACCUCACUUUAAUUGGCACGUGGAUGAGCAUGAAUUUGGCAGAAACCAGGGAGUUAUUAACAUUUCAUAAAGGGGAGCUCACAGUUUAUCGCCAUGGCAGCAGGUUGUUCCUGACAUAGAGCAAAAUUGAUUUCAGAAGGGAACUAUGACUCUGGAGCUAAAGCUGAGGUGUCAGCCACACAUUAUCGAUCAGAAAUUUGUAUUGCUAAAAGUACUGGCCAUGUAUCUUUGCAGCAUUUUAUCAGUAUGAAUGUACAGAGUUGUUCUGACAUCAGAACAAAAUAUGGCCUAAAAAAACAGGGAUGUCAAGCUCCUAUUUGGAGUCCAUCCCUAUAAUAUGAGUCAAUACCCUAUAUCCAGUUCUCCUAAAAUUUAAGACAAUCUUAAGGCUUUUGGUUUUGAAUAAUCCCCUGAGUGACUCUAGAAAAAAACCCCAAACAUACUGAACAUAAGAAAAUUAGUUUUUUCAGCAAUUUAGACCACCAGUUCUGUGAAUGUCAUAAUGCUGUGUAUGAUUACGCCAAUCUUAGCAGUAAUCACAUUGCAGGUUAUAUAAUAAAUGCUUUAAAAAAUUCAGCAUUUUUCAGUAACAUUGAUAUUAGGUGAGAGCUAUAAACAAUUUUUUUUUCAAAUUACAGAACAAUGUUUUUAAAAUUACAGAGCACGGAGAGGUUUGUUUUCUAACUAUCUCAAAAUGGAAAUCAAAAGGGUUCUCGACUCCAGUCCAGACCUGGCAGUUCAUUUGGUGCACUACAAUACACAAAUACAGUAAAUACAGCACUCACACUUUGCAUCUGUGAUCUGGCAUUAAUAUUUACCUAUCUUUUGCUUACAACAAAAUAACAGAAAAACUCUGUAACAACCAGUAACAUAAAGUUUAAAGAUGGUUUUGUUACAGACAAGUUUUUGUUUGGACACAAAAAAGGAGCCCUACAUCCAGAUUUUCUCUAUGAAGAAUUUUUGACAGAAAGCUUUUUCAAAGGAAAUUCUGCAUUGAAAUUAUAUCACUCAGAAUCUUCCAGUGUACCGCUGUAAGACUGAGGCUUAGCUCAGACUAAUUUAAGGAGUCAUGUUAAAAAGAUAGGCACACACUACUUUCUAAAAGGUGUGGUUUUUUUAUAGUUCAGUUAUGAGCACCUGAAACAUUGGUAACUACCUUACUGCUCAAUGGCUUGCAUCUGGGCUUUGGCAUUCACCCUUACUUGCCUGAAUAUGAAGAUAUAUUUAUACUUGUUUUUGUUUAUUUUUCCCCCAGAGUAAUAUAACUCCUAUUUCUAAAUGAGACAGAACAGUAACUGUAUAAGCACAGUCAACUAGCUUAUUAUUCACAACCCCAUCUGAUGUAAAGACUGUGAGAAAACUGGUAGUAUGAUUAAUUCUUUCACAUUAUCUUGUGUUCCUCACUUUAACCUUCCUCUUCUAAGCGUAAGAGCAAACCUUUCCUAAGCUUCUGGAAAGUCUGGGCACUCUACUUUCUUGUGGAAGAUUCAAUUUGUCCUCAAACAAGAUGGUUUUCAUUUUUUUACAUACUUAAUAUACCAUACUGCUGCACUUCAGAGACUGCCAGAUGACUAAAGGUUUUUUCAACAAAAUGAUCACCAUAUUUACACAUAUCAUGAAUGUUUGCAUGCACUCAGGCACAUGGGGUUCCAAAAAGGGCCCACAUGUAUUCAUUUAUGAUACACAGAUUGAGUAAUUAUACACAUGCAUGCAUCUUAUUCAUUAGAUAAUCAUCAUGUGUGUGCAUCUAAUGAAUAAUAACAUAUAUACAGCUGUAGCUGGAUUGAAAUUUUUUGUCCAAGUCAUCUGUAUACAGAGAUGUCAAACUUGGAUAUUGUCCAGGAUUUCCUCGGACAUUUAUAAUCAGAUCAUGACAAACCAAGCUAAUGUGAUCUACCAGAGUAGAACAAGUAAUACUUACAUUUCAUUUUUUUAGCACAGCUGGACAAUAUAUUAAAUGAGAAAAUACAUCUCUUUUAUUAAAAAUAGAAAUAUAUUUUUAAAAUUAUAAAUGGAGAAAGUGGAUUUUACAGCCAUGAGAUUUCAUACAAUGAUUUUAUAUUACAAGAUCUAGGCAUCACAGUAUUCUAAUACAUUAGCAUUGACAUUCAUGAGGCAUCCAGGGCAAUAUACUAAUAUACUGCAUGAAAAUAUGCCAUAAUUGCUCUUCUUUUUUUUUUUUUUUUUUUAAUCUUUUUAAUCUUGAGCUAAGAGGAGAGAGUGUCUGUUUUUCAGCAAAAUGCCAACUGGCUGAGUGCCUUCUCACAGCUGGCAAAACCAAACUGUUAACACGUCACAAGGUUGCUUUUUCCAGUGUGUAAGAAAGUUGCUAUGAACAAUUUGGAGUGAGACGAACAUUCCUUUAAUUCAACAGUUGUACUGUGUUUUUCCAUUAAGCCUCCAUCCCAUAAUGCUCUUUUGCUCACCAUGACACAGUAAGACAGAGGGGGGAGGCUCACAGCAUGUAAUGUGUCUUCUGUGAUUCACAUGGGUCAUUUUAAAGGCCAUUAGUCCCAAAAUGGCAGCAAAUGUGCUGAUGCGUACCUGUGCAAUAUGUUACAUGCUCUCUGAGAGGUGGGCUGACACCACAGCACUAAUAGCCCAGAAGUUUUGGGUGGCAGUCUCUCCCCUUUGUCCUGCUGGGUGUUGCAGCAUGAGUGUAGCAUGGUCUCAUUUACCGAAAUGUUUCAGCAUGGAGCCACAAGAAACAGCCCCUGCAUGCUCCACCACUUGUGAUAAGCUCUCCAACUAGCUUUCAGCCCAUCCUACUUCAUUUGCCCCAUGCGCUGCCCUGUCCAAAGGGGUGUUCAACCAAUACAGUAAUCCAGGCUACCUUAAACAAAAAACAGAAAGAGAUAGUCAGAUAAGACUUGCAGUAAACAGCUCAGAAGAAAAAUAAUACCUGAUAUGAGUAUCUGGAAAGUAAUCUCAAACUCUAUAAGCAAAUACAUUAUUAAAUUCUUAAUCCAGGCAAGAAACAAGACUCAGUUGGCCAAAACUGCUUUUCACUCAUUACAAAAUCACACCAUUCACUGUGUUCUGGUCCUAGUUAUCUUCCACAGACUAUUCUGGACCUUGGCUCCACCUAUUUUGAGCAUAACUUCGGGUAUGCUGAGUAAUUUGAACACUGUUUUUGAACAUUCCUGCUUGAGUCAGGAGUAUCAUCAACACCAGCUCAGAUUAGGUAUGGCUUUGUCUAGCUGCAUCUUGUACCCUCCAAAGACAGUCUAUAGCCUCUCUGGGCAACUUCUUCCAAUGCUGCACCACCUUUUUAGUCCAGUUGUUUUGUGGUUUUUUUUGUAGUGUGCAUCUCACAAGCUGGCUUCACUCUGAUUUGUGGAUGACUUGUGUGUAUUCUAGAAAUUAUUUUUUUUUCUCUUUUUCAACAUCUUUCCAAAUGUCUAUUAGUUCAUGUCUCAUACUAUCAGAGCUCCUAUUUCUAUAGUAUCUAACAUAAGACUGCUGUACUAUCACACUUCAACUAUAAGGACUUAGCAGGUCUUUCAAGACUUAAUGGCUUCCAAGACAUUUGCAUAGGUUUCACAGAAUCGUCCCAAUACAGAAUAUCAUAAAGCAAACUGAAGACAAAACAUAUACAAUGAUCUAUUAGGCAAAAGUACUUCUAUUCAGGCACUAUUGAGGCUGUAGCUCUUAAUACAGUUUCACACCUGCAAAGACAUACAGAAGAACUUUCUACUGAAGAGAAGUGUGCUCAGAGCACAAAGAAUGCUUGUAACCACUUUACUCAUUUUCUGCUUUGUUUCCCUCCAAGGAAGUGUCCUCAUAUUCAGGCAUGCUUAUACUUGCCAGAUAAACUGAAAAAUACUUUAUAAACAGCCACAAUGACUGCACUGAAAUAAGCCUUGUUGAUUAAGACAACCUCUAACUCUAUUUCCAGCUAGAUUGUAUUUUUUUAUCAUUCAACAGCAAUCUCUAGGCAUGGGUAGCAGUUCCAUUGCUUUUUAUACUGACCUCUCCGGUGUGUCUCAUUAGUCUCUUUUUCUUGCUUCAUGUCCUUCCAGAUAUGAUUCAUAAGUAUUCUAAUAAAUUGAGGAAACUGACUGGAAAGAAAAAAAAAAAAAAAAAAAAGCAAAAUGCACAAAGUAUAUGUAGAUGGUCAUAUUUAAUCAAGUCUUACAAUUUGCUGCCGAUGUACUAGAGGACAGCAUCUCAGCUGACGUUUUUAAAAGCUUCAUUAGGGCAUAGUGCUUGAAUACUAAACCUGAGCCAGCCUCACUUGUUGUGAAACACAAACACUUUACCACACAAUAUGACCAGUGGUACUGUGUAUAGGAAAGAUGAAGUAAUCUUUUAAACUCCUCUUUAUACAACUUUCAUAAAACUACUGGUGUUGAAUCUGGGGGAAUCAAGCUUCAGAAAAUAUUUGAACCUACAAGAGGCAGUUCACAGAAAAAAAAGAAGAAAAAGAAGUACAAACCCACAAUUUAUAUGUUUUAUCUGAGACUAAAGAUAAAAUGAAAAUGAGGAGAAACAAGAGACAGGUUUUCACUGUUCUACAUAUUUAAUAAAUUAAAAAGUAAUGGCUUUAGAUUUCAGCAACAAGGAUUCAAAACCAUAUUGUGGAUUGAGGAUAUCCCCUGAAUGAUAGCAAACGCUGGAACUGGUGGCCUGGCCACACUUAUGACUUUUAAGAACAAGACGGGAGUCUUAGAAUUUAGACGGGAGUCUUUCCAGGAGUGACACAGGAAUAGCAGGCCUUAACUCAGGACAGGAAACUAACUCAGUGACUCAGCGAGUCUCUCCCCAUUCUGCUUUUCUGUGAUUUCACAUGUAUCUUAAAUCAUUUUAUUUAGCAAUGAAAGUUUUUCCUACUGCUCCAUCCCUAAUUUUUUAUCCUUUGCUGUGUUACACAUAAUGUUGAGGGUACUAAUUCACUGAAAACCCUGAAUCCCCUCUAAGGUUUAAUAUACUCCUCAGAGCAGGAACGUGUGAAUUUUAGUAUAUACAGCACCACCAGUACUGCAGGCAUUAAAAAGUAAUCAGUAACUUUAUAGUACACUACUUUCUCUUUCUCUUCUCAAUCUGCCCUUCAGCAGCAAGAGAAAAACACAGCCCAGAUUUUCUCACAAGGAGUCUGUUGGUGUCAUCUUGAUCUUCAAAUACUUGCUUUACUGUAUAUGUAUAUAUGAGACAUUAUCACAUUACAGUAAAAGGUCCUUUGUGGUUUUUCUUUUUAUGUAAGACUUGAUCAUAAUAAAACCAUAUGGUUUUCAAGUAUAUUCCACUCCCAUGAGCAGUAGCACAUUUUCUUGUUUAAUGUAAGGUACUCCUCCCCGAAUAUUCCUGAGAAUCCUGGUAUUCAGAACUUUUAUCACUCAGGAGCGUCCCCUCUUACUCAGGAGUUGCUGCAUCAUGUACAGUUUGACAGAUCUUGGCCACAAGUUUCUUUUUCAAAUCCUAAAAAAAAAUCCCACAAGCUAUAGUCCUGGUUCAUUGCUUAUAACUUCCACUGUCAUUAUCAGAUAAGAGCAGACUGGGCUAGGGACACAUGUAUCGCAGAUGCCAGAACCAAGUCUCUGAUAAGAGCUAAGACACCAUGAUAUGGAAGCAAUGACUAAGCAAGGAUUCCUUUUUUAGUGUUGAGGCUUUAGGCAUCAAUUUCUUUGAACGUUUUUUCUGCACUAAAUGACUAGACAGAUUUAUUUAAAUCAGAGAGAUGUGCACACCUCGAGAAUGGAGACAGGUGAAACUACAAGAGAGACUGAGCUCCAGAACUGAGCAACUCCUUUCUAUUCUUGCACCACUGAGGUGAAGACAGUAACCUCUGGCAAUGAAUGAACAGAGCAGUCAGUGGUAGUGUUUAUCUCCUACAGAGGUGGUUACACCUGGCAGACUGAAAAUCUAAGCCCUCAAAAUAAAGCAAAUUUUAUUUAUUCAAAUAUCUAGAAGUCACAUUCUCACCUACUAAACCAGCACUUCUGCUGAACUGCACAUAGUUACACAGGAAUUAUUCAACCACAAGUCUGCCUCAAAAUUAGGACUACAUUAGCAAAUUUUUAGUGCAAUGAAAAGCCUCCAAAAACAAGAUGAGAGGUAGGCAGUCACUUUUCCUACUGAUUCCAAUCCUCCUGCACAUGCCUUGUUAGUGCACACCUAUACAAGAACAAUCCCCAGGGUACCGAAAACUCUCACAGGUUUCUGCACCCAAGAAAAGGGCCUGAACAGACACAUGAUGCCUUCUCCAGCCCUUUCAGUUCCAGCUCUACUCAUAGUCCAGGCAGCUGAAACGGCUCCUAUUCUGUUAUGGUUGGAUAAACAAAAUGCUGCUAUAUUGCCACAGAUUGUGUCUGGUGUUAGCAGGUGGGAGAGGCUCUGCGAAGCAGUGCCAAGUGCACUCAGGGGUAGCACAAGGAAGAAUAACAGCAAUCAGUGUUUCACAUGUACAGGGCCUAAUAAUCUCUCCUGUAAAUUAAAUCUCAUUUCUUUUCCACAUGUGCCUUGACAUUCAUGUUAAAUACCACAUGGACAUCAGUUAAUGGUGUCUCCCAGAAAUGCAGCCAUCGUAAAUGUCUUCCAUUCUAUACAUCUUAGCACAUAGUCUUUAAAUUUUCCUGUACUGGAGCCAAUUAAACCCACACAGUCUGGCAAAAAUCAUACAGCAAUCUUGCAUUUUUGCAGGAUCUGUGUGCCCAAGUAGCUAUGGCAGUCUUGAGGCAUUUCACCAUGAACACCUCUUUUUUAUCACUGAUUUCCUGAAAGUAUUGCAACAAUACCUUAAACUUUUUUCUUGCAUCUCCUAAAGACUAGAUAUUUAAAAAGUGAUUAAUUUGCUUCAUAUGCUUUUCAAACUGAAAUGUACAUUAGUAUCUAUGUCCUACACAGAUAUUCACUAAAAGAAACCUCUCUACAUGACAUUUUGUCUCUUUAGCUCAAUUGAAUAGUCAGCUGUUAGGAAGUUAUUCUAUUAAUAAUUUUAUUAAAACAUGAAAACAGACCUUUGCCUAGGCAUGGUACUUUGAACUCUCAUCCCAGGAUUUUCUCUCCUUUGAUUGUGUGCUUACAACCACAGAGUUCAUUUAAGCUUUAUUAAAACAUAAUUUCACCAAACUGAAACCUAACUUACUUAACCAAGUAGUAAAAACAUUUUUCAUAGUGCCUGCCAUGCAAGAUGACUUGUGCCAAGUGCUGCCUUAAAUCUAAUCUUCCUGAGGGCACUCAACUUGCCCCACAGCUCUGCCAGCACAGGCCCAAGGGGUAAGCCAGCUUGCUGUUUUUUUACACUGUAUUAGAUCAUUUUGUCAGAGUUAGUAGAAAUGAGACAAGGGCAAGGCCCAUCUGGAAUUAAAUUUGGACAAAGAUGUCAAAAACAAGAAGAAGAAUGUCUUUAAAUACAUCAAUAACAAAAGGAAAAGUAAGAAGAUGCAGAGAAGGCAAAGCUACUGAACCCCACCUUUCUGUUGGUCUUUACUGGCAAGACCAGCCCUCAGGAAUCUCUGACCAGGAGACCAGGGUAAAGGAAUGCUGGAACCAAGACUUUUCCUUGGUCAAGAAGAAUUGAGUUAGGGAAUACCUAGGCAAAUUCAACACACACAAGUCCAUGGGCUUGAUGUACCCAAAAGUGCUGAGAGAGCUGGUGGACAUCAUAGCUAUGCUACUUAUGUUCAUAUUUGAAAGGUCAUGGAGAUCAGGACUAGUGCCUGAGGACUGAAGGAAGCAAAUGGCACUCCAGUUUUCAAACCGGGCAAGAAGGAGGAUGCAGGGAACUAUCAGCCAGUCAGCUUCACCUCAGUCCCUGGAAAGGUGAUGGAGCACCUCAUUCUGGAGGCCACCUUUAUCCACAGGGAGGGCAAGGUGAUCAGGAGUAGUCAGCACAGAUUCAUUAAAGGCAAAUCAUGCUUGACCAACCUGAUUGCCUUCCACAAUGAAACAACUACGUGGAUGAAUGAUGGGACAGCAGCAACUUCAAGGCUUUUGACACUGUCUCUAACAGGCAAACUCAGGAAGAGUGGACUGAAUAGGAGGACAGAGAGGUGGAUUGAGAGCUGGCUGAACAGCAGAUCCCAGAGUUACAAUCAGUGACACAGGCUCUAGUUGGAGGCCUGUCUCUGGUGGUGUCUCCCAAGGUUCAAUACUGGGCCAAAUCUUGUUUAAUUUAUCCAUCAAUGACUUGGAUGAAGGGGCAGAGGCCUCCUCAGCGAUUUCACUGGCAACACAAAGCUGGGAGGAGUGGCCGAUAGCCCAGAGGGCUGUGCAGCCCUUCAGGAGGACCUCAACAGCCUGGAGAGAUGGGCACAGAGGAACUUUCUGAAAUUCAGCAAAGGCAAGUGCAGGGUCCUGCAGCUGGGAAAAAAUAAUUCAGCGCAGUAGCACAGGUUGGAGGCAGACUUGCUGGAAAGCAGCUCUGAGAAGGACGUGGUAGUCCUUGUGGACAACAAGCUCUUCAGAGCCAGCAGUGAGUCCCUGCAGCCAAGCAGGCAGAUGGUAUCCUGGCCUGCAUUAAGAGGAGCAGUGCCAGCAGGUUGGAGGAUGUGAUGAUCCUCCUCCUCCUCCUCCUUUAUUUGGCCCUGGUGAGGCGUUACCUGGAGUGCUCUGGGAGUACAGGGCUCCUCAAUACAAAACUAGGAACUCCUGAAGAUGUCCAGCAGGAAGGACUAAAUUGGAGCAUCUCUCAUCUGAGAUAAGGUUGAGGGAGCUAGGCACCUUCAGCCUCAAGAAGGUACAACUGAGUGAGGACCUCAUCAAUGCCAAGGGGAUCUCUUUUCAGCGAUACCCAGCAAUAGGAAAGGCAGUGGGCAGAAACUGAUGCUAAGGAGGUUCAACCUGAACACAAGGAAGAAUUUGUUUACUCUGCAGGUGACCACACACUGGAACAGGAUGCCCAAAGAGGUUGUGGAGUCUCCCUUGCUAGAGAUAUUCAAGAACUGCAUGGACACAAUCCUGUGCCAUACUCUCUCGGAUAGUCCUGCCUGAGUCAGAAUGCUGGACGCACUGGGCCCUUCCAACAUUACCUAUUCUGUGGUUUUGUGAUUUUUCUGUGCAAAGCAGCAUGGGGUGCUGCUGUUGAGAAAGGAAGCAUAACCGCCUACUUGUCUGCUCAAGAUGUAAAACCGCAGAUGGAAAUACCAGCUAAUCAUUUCAGAAGUUCACCUUAGUAGAGCAAUCCUGCGGCCAGUAUCAGUAUUUGGACUACUGCCUGCUUCCACGACUCACCGGGGAAGCGCACGGACAGAAAACAGGGCCCCGGCCACCGCCACCUUCCCCCCGGGAAUGCGUCUGUGUCAAACCGCGUAUAUCCUGUACCCCCGAAUAAAACAUUAAGGACGGCUUUUGUUGGAGCCGGCGGGAGCCGGUGUCUCACGCGACAGCGUCCCGACUGAAUAAUUUAAAGCUCGGAAGGGAUCGGCCUCACGGGGAGCGAGUCUCCGCAUCCCUCACAGGCUCCGCGGCGCGGGCGGCGCCGGGCCCGGCCAGGCGGGCUCAACCGGUUUGUGGCGCCUCCGGCUCCUGCUGGCCCGAACGGCGGCGGGUCCGCCCCGGGGCGGGGCGGCGAGGGCGGAGCGGGCGGCCCGGCCCGGCCCGGCCCGCCGGCGGCGGAGUGCCUUGUGGCGGCGGGCUGAGUCGUGCUGCCCGUGCCGAUGGUGCUCAUGACCGAGCCGCGGUGCGAUGCGGAGGAGCCGAGGGCAGCGCGGGCCGCCGGCCGGCGGGAGAACAGGGGCGCUCCGCGGCUUUCAGAUGGAGAAAAUGGAACUGAUGAAAAAAGAAAGGCUGGAAAAUCACCCACUGUGUCGCUUCAGACCCCUACCAGUGAAAUGGAGUAUUUUGAUGACCGGAAAAAAGUUGAUCUUGAUAGGACCAAGAGCAGCACAGAUAGUCCAGUCCUGACGAUCAAGAGUGACUCCAAGAUUGAAAGGAAAAAACGUGCCUCAAAUCAGCUGAAGGCAAACGCACAUUUUCAUAAGCUGUUUCUAGAUGUUCCCGUUGAUGAGCCACUGAAACAAAGUUUUACCUGUGCUCUGCAGAAAGAAAUUCUGUACCAAGGAAAGUUAUUCCUUUCUGAAAACUGGAUAUGCUUCCAUUCCAAGGUUUUUGGUAAAGACACUAAGAUCAGUAUACCUGUGCUGUCAGUGACACUUCUGAAGAAAACCAAAACUGCCCUUCUUGUGCCAAAUGCUCUGAUCAUAGCAACAGUGACAGAUAGGUACAUGUUUGUCUCGCUACUCUCCAGAGAUACCACCUACAAGCUAUUAAAAUCUAUCUGUACACAUCUUGAUGAUACAAGCAUGGGCAACAGUCCAAAUCCCUCUUCUGCAGAAAACAGCUUCAGGGCUGAUCGCCCUAGAACUCUGCCCCUGGAUUUCAAUGAAGAUUAUUCUGAUCUGGAUGGAAUAGUGCAGCAGCGAAGACAAGAGAUGGAAGAGUCCAGCAGUACAGGCUCACAGACACCAGAGCUGGAGUGCUUCCAAGAUUAUCACGUUGUUGAAACAGAGACUCAUUUGAAAGUUUCCAAGCCUGAGGCCAAGUCUGUUCGUUCAGAUGCACAUAGUAAACGUGGGCCUGAUGGAAAAGCCCGAAACAGUCCUCGAAAUGGCCAUUUUGAAGCCUUCAGGUUCCUCCACAAAGUGAAGUCCCAGAAGCUUUUAUCUCUAAACCAUGUACUUGUAUUUUAUGCAAUUCUUGUUUGUGUUUUAAUACUUUCUACCUUCUACAUGAGAUAUAAAAUCAGUGUCCUGGAGGAGCGCCUUAUGUCCAUGACAGCCUUUGAUUCACAUAUUAAGGAACAUCAAGUGCACCAAGAUUUGGGAUCUCACCUGCAAAUUAAUGCUGAUGCCCUUUGUGAUGAGUUAACUGCUAAUCUUAGAAAAUUGGAGAAGGUAACAUCGUAUGAUAUAAUGCAAAUGCUGAUAGACCAAUCAGGUUCUUGCUGUGUUUCUAUGAUCCUAUGUCUUGAAAAGUGUUGAGUUACCCCCAGAUUCGAUACCAAAAGGUGGCAUGUUUUCCUAGACAAAGGACUAGUUUUCAGACUAUAAAUUAACCCUGUAUGAACGUUGGUAUGUGUAAAAGCUUUGCCUUGAGCUGAAGCUUAUAACCAGGCCAAGUAUGAGGCAGACACUUCAGGGGCGAUUAUUGCAUUAUGUAGUGAACUCAACUUUGUUUUUUCUAUUUUUUUAGUCCAUCAGGGCUAAGGAUUUUAAACCCAACCUUUAUUGGUAUUUAAUUAAUUUUUCUGCUUGGAGUGUCUGCUAGAGUUUUGGGGUUUUGAUUAAGAAAAAUGGUGCUUGCUUACAUAUGUAUUCAGCUUCUUCACACAGAGUGGCUGAGAUCUGCUUGUUUUACUUCAGUAACACAAAUGCUGCUGGCACAUGUUGUGCAAUUCCCUAUACCUGACCCUUGCUUUUUAUCAUUCUCUAAUUGGAAAGCUAAACAUAUUUGGUGACUUAAAUUGGAAGCCUGUGUGAAACAAGUGGGUGUGCAGAUCUUAUUUCCUUAUUUGGUGUUUUUCCCCUUUCUAAAACACAUUACCAGAGACUCCACUACUCUCACAGCUCUGCCCUGUGGUGGGUCUGCUGGAUGUGGCUGGAAUGGCUGUGUCCAGCACAGGGCAGCCUCUGGCCCUGGCACACUGCUGCUGCCCUGCAGACCUUGACCCACCUGCCCCCAAACCUUGACAAAUGCACCCAGUACAGGUGGGUGAAAUGCUGCGUGUUGGGUAUACAUACACAGGCUGAGCAUGACAAAAGCACUUGUGGAACAAAACCAAAAGUUACUUGAAUUCCUUUGUACUUAAAUCACAUGGGAUAUUUUUGCCUCUGUUUCUAAAACUGAGUCUGUGCCAAGGUCUUUCAACACCUUUUUUCCCCCCAAACCAAAUUUCUCAAAUAGCAUAAAGCUAAGAAUAUAUAAUAUCACUGUUUACAUGUGUGGCAUAGGUUUUAGAAAUACUGCCAAGAAGGGGUUUCUUCCCCCACAUCUUCACCCUCUUGGCUAUGGAAAUCCCGAGUAAUGCUGGCUUAACUUCUCUGUAUUUCAUUGAUAAUAACAGUGUAAAUACAAAGGGAAAAUGUUUACCAGAUGGUUACCAGAUACAGUCGUCAGCCAAAUUAGGUCAUUUAAGAGGUUAGUGCU